AUGGACGGGCAGAAUCCUCCUUCUGCACCCCAAAUCACUCUCGACACUUCAAAUCUAUCAGAGCAACCAACAUUACCGUCCCCGACCGCGACGACGUCCGGUCACAGAAGGGGAUAUAGCAUGUCAACACCGCCCCAAACGGCCAUAGACGAGGGCUCAUACUUGUCUCCGACGACCCCAGAACGCAAACAUACCUUUGAUGGAUCGACGCUGAAUUCUAGAUCGGGUUCCGUGCAAUUCGGUGACGCUUCGACUCGGUUCAGAUCGAAUUCGGGUAUUUCUGCAACUUCUAGUGUCACCCUGUACGCGAAAUCCAGCCUCGAGUAUGAGUCACCGGAGGAAGCCUUGCGGCCGGACAAAGGUAAUGAGAAGGACUUCCAGGUCCCGAACAACCCAUUUGCAUUUUCGCCGGGCGAAUUAAACAAGCUCCUCAACCCGAAGUCGCUGUCGGCCUACAAAGCACUCGGCGGAUUAAGAGGUCUCGAAAAAGGCCUUCGGACCAGCAUAACGGCCGGAUUGUCGGUAGACGAAACUCGUCUCGAUGGACAAGUAUCCUUUGCAGAAGCGACAGCAACCGGCUCGGAUAGGGCGUUUUCGGAUGUCCCCUUGAACCGAACCACCUCCGCCAUUACACUGCAGGAAGUCAAAGGCCAGUUUGAAGAUCGAUUACGGGUCUUCAGAGACAACAGACUUCCCGAAAGGAAACCAGAUGGGAUCUUGCUUCUGAUCUGGCGGGCUUACAACGACAAAAUUCUCAUCCUUCUGACUAUCGCUGCCGUCAUCUCCCUGGCUUUGGGUAUUUAUGAGACCGUUGCGGGGGAAUCAGGCGUCGAUUGGGUUGAAGGUGUAGCGAUCUGUGUUGCCAUCAUUAUCGUCGUCACUGUUGGUGCUGCCAAUGAUUGGCAAAAGGAAAGACAAUUCGUCAAGCUCAACAAGCGAAAGGAUGACCGCGAGGUGAAAGUUAUUCGAUCCGGCAAAUCUAUCCAAAUCUCAGUUCACGAUAUCACUGUCGGGGAUGUUCUUCACCUGGAGCCUGGUGAUGCCGUGCCAGCUGAUGGAAUUUUCAUCACGGGACAUGGUGUCAAGUGCGAUGAAUCCUCCGCAACUGGUGAAUCGGAUCAGAUGAAGAAGACUCCAGGAGAUGAAGUCUGGCAACGAAUUCAAGAUGGCACCGCAACCGCCAAACUCGACCCUUUUAUCAUCAGCGGCUCAAAGGUGCUCGAGGGCGUCGGAACAUAUCUCGUGACCAGCGUCGGCGUCAACAGCUCAUAUGGUAAAAUCCUCAUGAGUUUGCAGACUGAUAACGAACCUACUCCUCUCCAGGUCAAACUGGGUAAGCUUGCCAACUGGAUUGGUGGUCUUGGCUCAUCGGCCGCUGGUCUUUUGUUCUUCGUCCUCUUGAUCAAAUUCCUGGCCAAUCUGUCCGGGGACGACCGUCCGGGUCCAGAGAAGGCGCAGGAAUUCCUGGAUAUCUUGAUUGUCGCUAUUACCGUGAUCGUUGUUGCCGUCCCCGAAGGACUUCCUUUGGCCGUAACACUGGCGCUGGCCUUCGCGACGACAAGAAUGUUAAAGGAAAACAACUUGGUUCGAGUCCUCCGAGCUUGCGAGACAAUGGGCAACGCUACGACCAUCUGCUCUGACAAAACCGGCACGCUCACACAGAAUAAAAUGACCGUUGUCGCCGGUACGGUUGGAUCAAACGAGAAAUUUUCUUCCCACCCAGAGUCGAAUUCCCAUGCAGUUCCCUUCGCCACCAUGUUUGGAAAAAUUAGCGGUGAAGUCAAGGAAGUCUUCCGGCUUUCUGUCACUCUCAACAGCACGGCCUUCGAAGGAGAGGAAAAAGGUGUUCCGACGUUCAUUGGUUCCAAAACCGAGGUGGCACUCCUCACUCUCGCAAAGGAACAUCUGGGCCUUGAUAAUGUGGCAGCGGAAAGAUCAAGUUACCACGUCAAGCAACUUAUUCCCUUCGACUCGGCCCGGAAAUGCAUGGGUAUCGUUAUCCAGCAUGAAGGUGGAUACCGACUGCUGGUUAAAGGUGCGGCGGAAAUAAUGCUCGCCAGUGCCACCAAGACCAUUUCCAACAUCUACGAAAAACAAUACGAAGUGGUCGACUUGCUGGCCGAGGAAAAGGAAGCCAUCUCCGCAACCAUCGAAGACUACGCCCAACAUUCACUCCGCACUAUCGGUAUGCUCUACAAGGAUUUCCCACAAUGGCCACCUAGAGGUGCGAAGACACUGGAGGACGAUGCCAAAAUGGCUGAUUUCGCGGACAUAUUCCAUGAGAUGAUCUGGGUUGGUGUGGUUGGUAUCCAUGAUCCACUGCGCGAGGGCGUCAUCGAGGCGGUUGCACAAUGUCAACAUUCGGGCGUGGUGGUUCGCAUGGUCACUGGCGACAAUAUGACGACCGCUCGUGCAAUUGCCAGCGAUUGUGGUAUUCUCCGCAAGGACGAAGAAGGAGUCGUUAUGGAAGGACCAAAAUUCCGCCAGCUUUCCAACGAAGAGAUGGACAAGGUCCUACCGAAAUUACGUGUCCUCGCUCGUUCGUCGCCCGAAGACAAGCGUAUUCUGGUCGGUCGCUUGAAGCAUUUGGGCGAGACGGUCGCCGUGACUGGUGAUGGCACCAACGAUGGUCCUGCGUUGAAGAUGGCAGACGUCGGUUUCAGUAUGGGCAUCGCCGGGACAGAGGUUGCAAAAGAGGCUUCUUCCAUUAUCCUACUCGACGACAACUUCUCCUCGACAAUCACUGCGCUCAUGUGGGGACGUGCCGUCAACGAUGCGGUCAAGAAAUUUCUCCAGUUCCAGAUUACCGUCAAUAUUACGGCCGUGGUCUUGACCUUCGUGUCGGCCGUGUCAAGCGACUCGAACCACUCUGUGCUUACUGCCGUUCAGCUUCUCUGGGUCAAUCUCAUUAUGGAUACGCUAGCAGCGUUGGCCCUUGCCACGGAUGCACCUACCAAGAAAAUCCUGGAUCGUCCGCCGCAGCCUAAAUCCGAAGCUCUUAUCACCAUCAAUAUGUGGAAGAUGAUCAUUGGCCAAGCGAUCUACCAGCUUAUUGUGACCUUUAUCUUGUAUUUCGCCGGCAUGUCGAUUUUGGGUUACGAUGAAGACCAACGCAUGGAACUUGACACCAUUGUUUUCAACUCCUUCGUGUGGAUGCAAAUCUUCAAUGAACUUAACAAUCGCCGAUUGGAUAACAAGUUCAAUAUCUUCGAGAAUAUCCACCGCAAUUUCUGGUUCCUCGGAAUCAAUUGUAUCAUGGUAGGCGGUCAAAUCAUGAUUGUCUUUGUUGGUGGUCGCGCUUUCAGCAUCACUAGUCUGAACGGUGCUCAGUGGGCUAUCUCCUUACUCACUGCUCUUCCAUGUUUGCUCUGGGGUGUCUUGAUUAGGUGUUUCCCGGACCCAUGGUUUGCCGUUGCCUUCAAUGGUGUUGUGGGGACUAUGACAAUCAUCCUUCGACCCAUCUGGAAAGUCAUGCGUAUCAUCUUCCACCCCGUUGCGCAAGCGUUGCGUGCCGUUUCUCGAUUCGCUAAACGGACAACACGCAAGAUGUUUGACAAGAAGGCUUCCCAGGAGGAAGACGAACAAGAACAAAUUGUUGACGAAGAGCGACCGUAUACCAGAGCAACAGAGAAAGGACCAAUGACCGGCAAAGAGGGAUCUGGAAUCAUGUUCGGCCCGAAGUCUGUAUCCGCUGAAACAGACAAUAUCGACUCUGACACAAACUCGAACAACGCCACACCUUUGAGAGAUAUGCCUGUUCCGUCUGUCUCUGUGACCGGUCCCAACUAA
Rhinocladiella mackenziei CBS 650.93 is the source of this 3789-nucleotide messenger RNA. Its product is annotated as calcium-translocating P-type ATPase, PMCA-type. Lineage: Eukaryota; Fungi; Ascomycota; Eurotiomycetes; Chaetothyriales; Herpotrichiellaceae. Bases 1 to 3789 code for a protein of 1262 amino acids. The transcript is spliced from 3 exons. Gene Ontology annotation, biological process: calcium ion transmembrane transport; intracellular calcium ion homeostasis. The record is from RefSeq and is a predicted model, not a curated record. Gene Ontology annotation, cellular component: intracellular membrane-bounded organelle; membrane. Gene Ontology annotation, molecular function: ATP binding; P-type calcium transporter activity; ATP hydrolysis activity.